This is a messenger RNA of Neoarius graeffei (lesser salmon catfish), 2309 nucleotides long. RefSeq names its product cation/H+ exchanger protein 1 (gene cax1). The coding region runs from base 1 to 2301 and encodes 766 amino acids. Gene Ontology annotation, molecular function: calcium:proton antiporter activity. NCBI's taxonomy places the organism in Eukaryota, Metazoa, Chordata, Actinopteri, Siluriformes, Ariidae. Gene Ontology annotation, biological process: intracellular calcium ion homeostasis; calcium ion transmembrane transport. The transcript has 20 exons. Gene Ontology annotation, cellular component: endomembrane system; membrane. The record is from RefSeq and is a predicted model, not a curated record.
AUGUCUACAGAUGCGGAGAGUCUGAGGCGAAGGUCCACGGCUGAUAGUUCAGAGCACCUGUGGGACCAUGAGCACAGAGCUUGUCGCCGGAGCUCCCAGUGUGACAGGCUGUGUGUGGCCAGCACACAUCCCGAGAUGGUCGAUACUCCUUCAACCUGUGGCUCGCACCAAAUCCACCACGCAUCAAAAUGCCUCUCGGCUCACAGACUCUCCUUACACUCGCGGGGUACUGAGGACCCCUGGCAGGAAGCGAGUCUGAGGACCACGAUCCAUGCUGAGAAUGAAGUGGAGGCACACAAACUGGUCAAUAAUUACAUGUUUGGCUUCAGGAAGUGGAAGAGUCAUGUUACAGAGCGUCCGAUCGAAGACCGAUCAGACCAGGUGAAGGAGUUGUACUCUGAGCAGAUCUUCAUCAAACCCUAUACAGGCUCACUGAUCACCGUUGGCAACAUUGCAUAUAUGCUUCUCUUUGGCUGGUGGCUCUCUUUAGCUUACUUUCUUGUUAGCUUAGUGAUGUUUUGUACCAUCAUUGCAAUUCCACAUGGGAAACUCUGUUUGAAGUUGUCUGGUUAUUUACUGUGGCCCUUUGGGAAAGCAUUACAAAAGACUAGCAGUCUGGUACGCAAAUGCUGCAUUAAGUUCCCCAACUGUGAAGCUAUUCCAGAGGAAGUGGGUGAUGUGCGAGGAUCUCCAGACAACACUAGGGAAUCUUCACCUCUGAUGACUUCUCCACCCAUCCCUAUAGAUGUCCCCCCUCCUCCUCCUCUUCCUGAGAAGCGCUCUUACUGGUGUUGUGUGAGCACGUAUGUUUGGCUCGUGCUUGGAUACAUUCCUCUUGUUGUAAUCCACUCCCUGGCCUGCUUCCUUGCCUGGAUGAUGGUCUUCACCAUCCCUGUUGCCAAAAUGAAUGGCAGGAUCCUCGGUAUCAUCCUCUUCCUGCAGCCUGAUGAGAUUCAGGUUCGACCGGUGAAGAAUUCUCACGCUUGUGAAACGAGGGUCCUCCUGUGCUGCUACCACGCCUUUAACUGGUAUUACUACAAAUACACAGUGGAUGGUGUCAACAUCUUUGCUGUCAACUUGCUGCCCCUUGUCGUCAUCACUCUGGUGAUUGGUUAUGUGGACCAUGAUGAUCAUUUAGUCGGGUCUGAGGUGAAGUUUGCCACAGCUGUGAUCUCCAUCAUCCCCCUGUCUUACUAUAUUGGCAUGGGUAUAGCCAGUAUCUCAGCUCAGAGUAACUUUGCAGUAGGAGCAGUAGUGAACGCCACGUUUGGUUCCAUCACAGAGAUGACGUUCUACAUCACCGCCCUGUUGCAAGGUCAUCGCACUGGGAGCAAGUGUUAUGGAGAGAUCGUUAAAGCUGCUCUCACGGGGACCCUGCUCGGCUGUAUCCUCUUUGUUCCGGGUUUGUGUAUGAUCAUCGGGGGCUGCAAGCACAGCGAGCAGAGAUUCAACAGCCGAUCAGCCGGGGUCAGCUCUGCCCUGCUCUUCAUUUCAAUUGGAGGUGUGUUUGCUCCAACACUGUUCUCUAAAGCUUAUGGGAACCUGUUGUGUGACAACUGCAGCAAUCCAUCUGGUAACCUGAUUGGACCCUUCCUCUGCACAGACUGCCACUAUGAUCUGAGUGAGAACAACCGCGCCUUGUUCGUGAGUCAUGUCGAGCCUCUGGUGUACACAGUCUCCGUGCUUCUCCCUGCUGCGUAUGUCAUCGGUUUGAUCUUCACACUGAAGACGCACACUCACAUCUACGACAUCCACAUCAGUGAUGUACACUGCCAUGGUGUGUCCACCAGAGGGUGCUCACCAAUUACCCAUGAGCCAACAGUGCACUGGUCCAGAUGGAGGGCUUUGCUGGUUCUGAUCAUGGCCACAUUCCUGACAGCUGCCUGUGCAGAUCUCACCACUGAGCACAUCAAACCCAUCAUCUCUCACUCCAGCAUCUCACAGUACUUUAUUGGCGUUACUGUGCUGGCGAUGGUUCCUGAACUUCCUGAAAUAGUCAACGGGAUCCAGUUUGCACUGCAGAAUAACAUUAGUUUGAGCCUGGAAGUUGGAAACUGUAUCGCUGUACAAGUCUGCAUGCUUCAGAUUCCACUAUUGAUCCUAUUCAAUGCUAUUUAUGACGUUGGAUUCGUUCUCAUAUUUAGUGACUUGCACCUGUGGGCGAGCAUCUUCAGCGUCAUCCUGGUGAAUUACAUCUUCAUGGAUGGGAAGUGUGAUUAUUUCCAGGGAACGGCUCUGGUGGUCGUCUACCUCAUCCUCCUGGCGUUGUACUUCUUCGCUCCGUCUCCCCGUGGCUGCUGAUCAUCUAG